This is a messenger RNA of Procambarus clarkii (red swamp crayfish), 1442 nucleotides long. NCBI's taxonomy places the organism in Eukaryota, Metazoa, Arthropoda, Malacostraca, Decapoda, Cambaridae. The record is from RefSeq and is a predicted model, not a curated record.
GUCAACUCAAGAUUGCUGUGUACGAGAACUUUGGGCUCCUGACCAUACACGUCAUGGCGGCCCGCAGGUUAAAAUCACGGCUCUGUAGCGUGUGCAAUCCUUAUGUCAAGAUAUCGCUGGUGCCCGACAGCGAGGAGAGGACCUUCUGCAGGACGCCGCUCGUUCGUGCCACGAACUCCCCGAUCUUCGACCAGAAGUUUAGCUUCGACUUUCUGGCCGAAGACUUGGACAAGCGCCUCCUCGUCUCCAUCUGGAGCCGCGACACUCUGAGGAAGAGGAGCGAGUUUCUGGGCUGCAUGUCCUUCAGCGUCGCCCACAUAUCCUCCAAGCGGGUUCAUGGAUGGUUCCGGCUACUGACGGAGUCGUUGGGGCGUAGGAAGCACUUCGCUGUCUCCUUCCUCAACGCCUCCCACGAGACCACUAGGACCAAGAUGGAGGAGAUGGUACUACUGGAUGACAACACCACGACGCCUGCUACUGGUGGCGUGGCGGUCGACGACAACAAACAGAUGGCAGUAGGGGCACGGCCGUCAACACAGCCGCCACGGGGCCAGACUCCCUACACCAUCACCAUCAACGUGGUGCGUGGCAGCCAAGCGUUCGGGUUCAGCGUGGCGUGGACCAAGCCCCCGAGAGUAGAGCGUGUGGAGGAAGGGCUGCCAGCCCACCAAGCCGGGCUCAAGCCCGGGGACUAUAUCAUCUUCAUCGGCCAAUAUAACGUUGUCAAGUAUGAGGAGGAAGCUGUCCUUAAGAUCAUCAGAGAGUGCGGGGACACGCUGCCCCUGGAGGUGUACCGGAGAGGGGUGUCCAAGCACCCGCGGGGCCUCGUCAACGGCUACACCUCGCUACCAGCCCCUACCGACAAUGAGGCCCACACGCGGAAGAGACUGAGCCACAUCACCUUCAACACCGAGAAGGUGACGGCGGACCGGCAGCACACCAUCUACUCCCUCAUCAACUGCGAGCAAGCCUUCAGCAACUCCUGCAGGUUCGGUCUAGAGCGGUACCUCAUCCCCCUCAAGUUCCGGUCAGACCUGGUCACCCAGACCCAGCAUGACGUCCUCUUCAACAACCUGGACCAGUUGAUGGACCUAUCAGAGACUCUGGUGGACCGUCUGAUGGGCAACGAUGAUGACAAUAUCGGGGAUCAGGUCGGAAGAGCCUACUACAUGCUGAUCGAGGAGCUGUCGGAACACUACCGCCGCUACCUUGGGGGACUGCCCGAGGCCGACAAGGUUCUCUCCCAGAAGCUCCACGACCUUGAUUUCAAGGACUUCCUCCAGGUGCCUCUGGUGCCUUGCAAGAAGCCCGACAUUACCACUUUCAUCCACAAGCCUGCUGAGGUCAGGGUCCUAGGAAGGAAAGGGGGCAUGAGGAUAAUUAGUGUGGUUGUGAUGGUGUGUUCGGAUAAUCCGUGUGGUUAUGGCAGCGUGUUCGGAUAA